AAUGGGCUGCUCAUUACAUUAAUUAUAAAGCAUUGAAAAAAAUCAUAAAUAGCUUACCGAGUGCUUACAAAAAUAACGAACGAUCCUUACCACCAACUCCUGCAAUCACUAUUACCCUUGGCACUCGAUCAUAUGUAAAUAAUGAUCCUCAAGCUGCUGACCAUUUACAACAGCAAAAGACUGCUUUCUUUUUUAAACUUGAACGUGAAUUAGAAAAGGUCAACUCUUUCUACGUGCAAAAAGAAAAAGAGUUCAAUGUUAGAUUACGAACCUUACUCGAUAAAAAAAGAAUUUUAUUAGGUGGUGAAAGAAAAUUAUCAUCUAAUUCUACAUCCUUAUUAACUUUGACAGAAGCAUUUCAACAAUUUCAACAAGAUUUAAACAAGUUACAGCAAUUUGUAGAGAUAAACGCUACAGGUUUCAGAAAAAUUUUAAAAAAAUGGGAUAAACGAUCUAAAUCUAGCACAAAAGAACUUUAUCUUUCGCGUCAGGUUGAAAUUCAACCAUGUUUCAAUAGAGAAUUUAUGUUUUACAUGGUAGACAACGUUGAUAAUAUUUUACUGGAGCUCCAAAAUCACUCCCAAGGUUUAACCACUACUCCAUCAUCUCGUUCGACUUCUCCAGGCCGUCGAUUAUCUGUUGGAGAAUCGACUGUUGAACCUGAUGUCAUGGAUGAUCUUGAAACAGAGCUUUUUAUGGCAAUAAUAAAAGAUGCUACAUCAACUGUACAGGAAAUUUUAGGAAGAAUUCUACAUCAUCAAAUUGAAGAGGACAAAGAUAUUUUGUCACGAGUAUUUUGGCGUGUGUGUUCGGAAAAGAAUUCUUCAAUUGAUUCCAUACAAUGUUUGGUAAAUACUAAUAUGGUUAAUUUCAAGUAUUUUGACGAUAUUAGUGACCGAACUUGUUUACACGAAGCAGCAAUUGUUGGGAGAUUACCGCUUAUUACACUUUGUGUUGAUAAAGGUGCUAAAGUAGAUUGCUCUGAUGUCUACGGUCGUAGGCCUUUACAUUAUGUUUGUAUGUACGGACAUAGUGAUGCUGCUACAUAUCUUUUGUCACAGAAAGCUGAUUGUGAAAGUUUGGAUCAUGAUGUAUUUAGUCCCUUAAUUUACGCUGUCACAAAUGGUCAUACAAAAUGUGUAGAAAUUUUACUUAAAGCGGGUGCUCGAAUAGAACCACAAGGAGAAGAUGGCCAUAGUCAUAUACCCUUGUCUUUGGCAUGUGAAUAUGGUCAUGAAGACAUUGCCAUGUUAUUACUAGAAAAAGGCGCACAGAUUAGAUUAGAUGCGGAGGGUCUUUCCCCUUUACAUUUAACAUCCCGUGAAGGACAUCAUAAAUUGUUAAAAAUUUUGACGGAACAGGGAGGCGCUCUAUUAAACACACCGGAUAAAUAUAAAGGAUGGACACCUAUCUUCUAUGCUGCAAGUGAAGGAAACAUAGAAUGCGUCAAUAUCUUAAUUCAAGCAAAUUGUCAAGUAGAUAUAACAGACGAAUCAGGUCAUUCACCCAUAUACUAUGCGGCAUGGGAAGGCCAUAUAGAAUGCAUUAAUAAAUUACGUGAAGCCGGUGGACGUGUUGAAAUAAAAGAUGAACCAUCAAAUUUGAUAAUCACAAAUGGACAUGCCUCCCACACAGGAAUAAUUCCUCAUAACAUAAUAUUACCAUUGGGAGAUGAUAAAGAAGUUUUUUCAUUUCAAACAGAUACCCUUAAUAAAUUUUCAUUAGAAUUUGAUAUCUUUCCUACUUUUGGAUCCAAAGUUAUUGGUAAAGGAGUUGCAUUACCACACGUAUUUAAUUUUACCAGUAGUCGAGAAAGAAGAAAUCAUUUGGUUAUCGAAGGGACGGGUGGAAAAUGUAUUUGUCCUUUAUUCGACACACAUCUCAAAGUUGUUGGAGAAUUAUCAUUUGAAUUCGCAGUUGUGAAACCAUUUCAAGGUGUACAACUUGAAAUUGGAGGGCAAGUAGAAACAUAUUGGAAAUCUACCAAUACAGUAUCACUCCCCGGAUCCGUUAGUGAUCAACCCUCGAUAAAUACUGGAAGUAUUAAUAAUAGAAAUAUAUCAUCAUUCAUAACUGGAUCAUCACUAUCUGGUGAAUAUAUCCAGGUCGUAGUACAAGUGACCAGAGAUAUGGUUGCCGUUGUAUAUCCAGAAUGGAUGUUGUCAAUAGAUGAAUUUGAUCUGAGCGUAUCUGAUGUUACAGUUAAACAAUUUAAGUCGUUAAAUCGUAGAUCACAAGGGGAACUUGAUUUUAAUAAUGCAGCCAACCCUGGAGAAUUACAAAAAAUAAUUCACCAAGCACAUCUUUCGUUAGAAGAAGUCUUGAAGAAAUUGCCACCAUCUAUUGGAGUCAAUCUUGAGAUAAAAUAUCCCACCGUGUUUGAAAUGUCACGAUAUCGGUUCCCUGAUAUUCCCGAUAUCAAUACUUACGUAGAUACAAUUCUUCAAACUGUAUACGAUUCUGCGCAAAGUCACAUGACCAAUAACGGAAGUGGUAAACCACCUUCUAAUCGACCCGUGAUGUUUUCAUCAUUUAAUCCAGCAAUUUGUACUGCACUGAAUUGGAAACAGCCAAACU
This is a messenger RNA of Racocetra persica, 2577 nucleotides long. Lineage: Eukaryota; Fungi; Glomeromycota; Glomeromycetes; Diversisporales; Gigasporaceae. The record is from the annotation of a GenBank genome assembly.